Molecule: messenger RNA, 7816 nt
Organism: Gossypium raimondii (Peruvian cotton)
Lineage: Eukaryota; Viridiplantae; Streptophyta; Magnoliopsida; Malvales; Malvaceae
Product: helicase and polymerase-containing protein TEBICHI
Exons: 26
Coding region: 187-6672 (2161 amino acids)
Biological process (GO): DNA-templated DNA replication; double-strand break repair
Molecular function (GO): ATP binding; DNA-directed DNA polymerase activity; DNA binding
Source: RefSeq, a predicted model, not a curated record
AGAUUUAAAACUCGCUCUCGCUAGCUCCUGGUCUCUCUAUCUCGCUCUCGCUGUGGCUUUCGCCACCAGGCUUUCUUGGCGCUCAGUUCGACGAUUCAAACAUCACCACAACGUCGCAUUUGAGACUCCCAACACCAUAAAGAAAGAUCAGUCUUCGCAGAGUGUGGUCGAUCUUUCCUAUUUCCGAUGAUGGCGUCUGGUUCGCCUCGAGCACGCAUCGAUAAGUUUUUUGCUUCGAAGAAGAGGAAAACCCAAUCACCUGGUUUGAAGACGGGGAGACUUGAAAAGAAUGAAAAAACAACAGUGGAAUGUUCUCCUAGUGCCAAAGGCACUUUGAACAGUUACAUAAGAACGUCACAAGAUAAUGAAAUCGUACACCCUUCAUGUACAACUCGUGGGAAAGAUCCUAUUAAAAUGAACUUGGCAUCGGAGAUUGAUAAAUCUUUCAAACAUGAAAAUGAACACUCCUUGUUAUUGGCAGAAACGAAGUCUCAAGCCUUUGAAGAGACUCAUAAGGGAAUAUCUAUGGGUUUGUCUGAGGCAGGAAAUGCUGCCUUUGGAGAUCAUGCUGAGGGUGCUCAAAUCGGGGAAAAUCCAGAAUUAAAAAAGUUUGCUACUGAUUUUUUGUCUUUGUAUUGUAGUGAAGUUCCAGUAAAUGUUGAUUCACCAUCAGAGACGAAGGUGAAUAAUUUAAAGAGACAUGGUGGUCCAUCUAUGUUGAGUGAGGAGGAUAAAAGAUUCAAGAAAAGGCAUCUGAUAGCCCAGCAGAUACAAACAGUAGAUAUUGCUGUUUGUUCUACUAACACGAAUCUUGAAUAUGAAACUGAAGAAUUCCUUUGCAACCCUUCUCAAGAUGUAAACACUAGUAGCAAUCCAUUUGAGCUUCAAGCAGGCUUAAGAAAGUGCAAUACAGCAACCAAAUCUGUCCUACAUACAAUGGAAUGCCAUACACCUGGUUCAUCAGUUAUUAAAGGAUGUUCUCAUAGGACACCACAGUCAAUGCGAGGAAGUUCUAUGUUUUCUCCAGGGGAAGCUUUCUGGAAUGAAGCUAUUGAAAUUGCUGAUGGUUUGUUUUCUCAAAGUGAUAUUUUAUCUGCUCGAGUUGCCGAAGGAAUUAAUAAUCCGGAGAGCCAAUACGAGGUAAAGAAUACAGGCAACUUAGGAAAUACAAAUGUUGGUUACAAGUCAAAGGAAAUUUCAGAUGAAUGUGAGAGCAGAGUCAAACUUCAGGGAAUCAGUGCUUCUUUGGAGUCAGCAGUGAAGCAGAAGAAAGAGAUAGAUAAAGAAGUGUCUCUGCUGCCUGUCAAGCAUCUCGACUUUUCAUUUGAGGACAAAAACUUGGAUGGAGGUAUUUGCCAUGUAUUAGAAAAGGACAGUCAAGAGGCUGAAGGCAGUAUUAUCAAUCAUAUAUUGCCACCAACUGUUAAUAAACUGAUAGAUCAUGCUGAACUACAGAAAACUGAAGAGGGAGGAAAACUGGAACAGGCAUCUAUUCAUGUGGUGCCCAAAGUGGAAGUUAAUUUAUCAAGUCAAGAUAAUGAUAGCAUAACUUCCAUGUCACCAGCUAAUGCAGCAAAGAAGUCAAUUGGUACUGAUGAAGGCAAUGAAUCCAGUACUCCAUUAAGUUCUGUGGCGCUUAAAGACAAGCUAAGUAUCAGCAGUUGGCUUCCUUUAGAGAUAUGCAAAAUAUAUAAAAAGAAAGGAAUUGAACAACUCUACCCAUGGCAGGUUGACUGCCUUCAGGUAGAUGGUGUACUGCAGAGAAGAAAUCUUGUAUAUUGUGCAUCUACAAGCGCUGGGAAAAGCUUUGUCGCAGAAAUUUUGAUGUUGCGGCGGUUGAUAUUAACAAGAAAAGCAGCAUUACUCGUGCUUCCUUAUGUUUCAAUCUGCGUAGAAAAGGCAGAACAUCUGGAGGUCCUUCUUGAACCACUUGGAAAACAAGUUCGUAGUUAUUAUGGAAAUCAGGGUGGUGGCACACUUCCUAAAGAUACUUCUGUAGCUGUUUGUACAAUAGAGAAGGCAAAUUCUUUAGUUAACAGAUUGCUGGAAGAGGGUCGUCUGUCAGAAAUCGGAAUUAUUGUGAUAGAUGAACUGCACAUGGUUGGUGAUCAGAGUAGGGGUUAUCUUCUGGAACUUCUGUUGACAAAACUUCGUUAUGCAGCUGGUGAAGGCACGCCAGAAUCAAGUAGUGGAGAAAGUUCAGGUUCCAGUAGUGGUAAGGCUGAUCCAGCUCAUGGUUUACAAAUUGUAGGGAUGAGUGCAACGAUGCCAAAUGUGGAAGCUGUUGCUGAUUGGCUUCAAGCAGCUCUGUACCAGACAAAUUUUCGACCAGUUCCAUUGGAGGAGUUUAUUAAAGUUGGCAAUACCAUUUAUGACAAGAAUUUGGAUCUUGUUAGAACAAUUCCAAAGGCAGUUGACCUUGGCGGUAAAGAUCCUGAUCAUGUUGUUGAACUGUGCAACGAGGUUGUUCAAGAGGGCCAGUCAGUGUUGAUAUUUUGUUCUACUAGGAAAGGAUGUGAAUCAACUGCAAAGCAUGUGGCAAAAUUUCUCAAGAAAUUCUCCGUCACUGCCCAUGGUGAUAACAGUGAGUUUAUUGAUAUUACUUCAGCAAUAGAUGCCUUGCGAAGGUGUCCUGCUGGGUUGGAUCCAGUAUUGGAAGAAACUCUUCCUUCUGGUGUUGCAUAUCACCAUGCAGGUCUCACGGUUGAGGAAAGAGAGGUUAUUGAAACCUGCUAUCGUAGAGGGUUUGUUCGUGUCUUAACUGCUACAUCUACCUUAGCUGCUGGUGUCAACUUACCUGCCAGGAGAGUAAUUUUUCGACAACCCCGAAUUGGCCGUGAUUUUAUUGAUGGGACUAGAUACAAACAGAUGGCUGGUCGGGCUGGUCGGACUGGUAUUGAUACAAAAGGAGAAAGUGUGCUUAUUUGCAAGACAGAAGAGAUCAAAAGAAUUAAAGGACUUCUAAAUGAAAGCUGCCCACCAUUGCAGUCUUGUUUAUCAGAAGAUAAGAAUGGAAUGACUCAUGCAAUUCUAGAAGUUGUGGCUGGUGGAAUGGUUCAAACUGCUAAUGAUAUUAACCGCUAUGUUAGAUGUACUCUUCUCAAUUCUACAAAACCAUUUCAAGAGGUUGUAAAAUCAGCUCAGGAAUCUCUUCGGUGGCUGUGUCAUAGAAAAUUUCUUGAAUGGAAUGAUGAGACCAAGUUAUAUGGUACUACUCCCCUAGGACGUGCAGCCUUUGGCAGUUCCCUUUGCCCAGAGGAGUCGCUGAUUGUACUGGAUGAUCUUUCAAGGGCUAGAGAAGGCUUUGUGCUUGCAUCUGAUUUGCAUUUAGUUUAUCUAGUAACACCAAUCAAUGUUGAAGUUGAGCCAGAUUGGGAGUUGUACUAUGAACGCUUCAUGGAGUUGUCUGCUCUUGAGCAGUCUGUUGGUUAUCGAGUUGGAGUAACAGAACCAUUUUUAAUGCGCAUGGCUCAUGGUGUACCUAUCUCCAAAUCAAAUGGAUUAAGAGAUAGCCUGAAGAGGUUACCUGCACAGUUUGGAAAUCAACCUGGGAUCAACAACAGCACUAUGCUUUCAGACGAGCAAACACUUCGAGUGUGCAAACGGUUUUAUGUUGCCCUCAUAUUGUCAAGAUUAGUGCAGGAAGCUCCAGUAGGUGAGGUUUGUGAAGCUUUUCGAGUGGCAAAAGGCAUGGUGCAAGCCUUACAAGAGAAUGCUGGAAGGUUUGCAUCGAUGGUUUCCGUGUUCUGUGAGAGACUAGGAUGGCAUGAUCUAGAAGACUUGGUAGCAAAGUUUCAAAAUCGUGUUUCUUUCGGAGUCAGAGCAGAGAUUGUAGAGCUUACUACUAUUCCAUACGUUAAGGGGUCACGGGCUAGAGCACUUUAUAAAGCUGGUUUGCGUACACCUUUAGCAAUUGCAGAGGCAUCUAUUCCUGAGAUUGUUAAAGCUCUUUUUGAAUCCUCCUCGUGGGUUGCACAAGAAAGCUUAGCACAGCGACGCAUGCAGUUUGGCGUGGCAAAGAAGAUCAAGAAUGGUGCACGCAAAAUUGUCCUAGAUAAAGCUGAAGAAGCCAGGGCCGCUGCCUUCUCAGCUUUCAAAUCACUUGGCUAUAGUGUCCCACAAUUUUCUCGACCUUUGAUAUUGAGUGGAAGUCCAGGAGGAGAGGAAGCUGCAAGUACCGGUGCUGGGGAUGGCUCUCCUUGCAAUGUUAUUGGGGUUGAGCAAAUCCACACGUCAGCCAUGCCACUGAUGGAAACUGGCAAGAAUUUGGAGAAAGUUUCUUCACCUAAUGAAGGAAUAAUGCUGACAAAAGCCUCAGCUGAUAACUUAGUGGCUUCAGCAGAAGUAAACAUAGACACUACCUUGCAGAGCAACUUAGGUUUGGAAAAUCCUGCAGCUGUAACUGGUGACAAGGUCAAUGCUGUCGUUGAACAAGGCAGAAGUAUAAAGAUGGCAACUGUUAGUGAAUAUCUGGAUCAAGGAAUGCAGGAUAGGCUCAAUGAAGAUCUCUCUGUUGGCAAUGCAGAUAGUGCUUGUGGGAAAGGUCCUCUCAAUGCAGUUAAUGCACCAGGUGGAUUUGAUUCUUUCCUGGAGCUGUGGGAAACUGCUCCGGAAUUCUGUUUUGACGUUCACUUCAACAGACGAUCAGAAGCAAAUUCUGUUGCUCCCUUUGAGAUACAUGGCAUAGCAAUCUGUUGGGAAAAUUCUCCCGUGUACUAUGUAAAAUUGCCCAAGGAUUUACUAUGGUUGGAUAAUAGAAAAAACAAUUUCUUAUCAACAAGUGCCUCUAGUGGUAAAUGCAACAGCCUACCCCCAGAGCAUAUGUUGGAGAUGGCUAAAUUGAGAUGGAAGAGAAUUGGUGAUAUAAUGGGAAAAAAUGGUGUCCACAAACUUACAUGGAACUUAAAAGUGCAAAUUCAAGUGCUUAAAAGUUCUGCCAUUUCUAUUCAGAGAUUUUCUGGCAUGCAUCUUGGAGGGAAAGAUAUGGGUCUGGAAAUUAUUGACAACUCAUGCUUGUUAUUACCACCAGUUCUGAUUAAUGAUGGAUUUGAUAUGUGCAUCGCAGCAUGGAUUCUUUGGCCUGAUGAGGAGAGAAGCUCUAGACCCAACCUAGAGAAUGAAGUAAAGAAAAGGCUAUCCAGUGAGGCAGCUGCAGCUGCUAAUCAGAGUGGCAGGUGGAAGAAUCAGAUGCGGAGAGCUUCACAUAAUGGUUGCUGCCAUAGAGUUGCUCAAACACGUGCCUUAUAUUCUGCAUUUUGGAAGCUACUCAUCUCUGAAAAACUUAUUGAUGUGUUUUCAUAUAUUGAAACACCAUUGGUUAGGGUCCUUGCUGAGAUGGAGCUUUGGGGAAUAGGCAUCAACAUGGAGGGAUGCCUCUGGGCACGAAACCUGUUGGGUGAAAAACUAAGAUAUCUUGAGAAGGAAGCUUAUAAGUUGGCUGGCAUGAAAUUUUCAUUGAGCACAGCUGCUGAUAUUGCAAAUGUUCUGUAUGGGCAUUUGAAGUUGCCUGUGCCAGAGGGGCGAAAUAAAGGAAAGCAGCAUCCAAGCACUGACAAGCACUGCUUGGAUCUACUGAGGGAUGAGCAUCCAAUUGUUCCAGUCAUUAAAGAGCAUAGAACGUUGGCAAAGCUCUUAAACUGUACGUUGGGAUCCAUUUGUUCACUUGCUAGGUUGUCUCGGAGUACAAACAAAUACACAUUACAUGGUCGUUGGCUCCAAACAUCGACCGCAACUGGUCGUCUUUCAAUGGAGGAACCGAACCUUCAGUGUGUUGAGCAUAUGGUUGAGUUCAGUCUGAGCAAAGAUAAAAAUGGAAGUGAUGCCAAUACGGAUCACUAUAAGAUUAAUGUCCGUGACUUUUUUAUUCCUACUCAGGAUAACUGGUUACUAUUAACAGCAGACUAUUCUCAAAUAGAGCUGCGGUUGAUGGCCCAUUUCUCCAAUGACUCUGCUUUAAUUAAACUCCUUAGUAAGCCACAAGGUGAUGUUUUUACCAUGAUGUCAGCACUAUGGACUGGGAGGGCAGAAGAUUCUGUCAGCUCCAAUGAGCGAGACCAAACGAAAAGGUUAAUCUAUGGAAUUCUUUAUGGAAUGGGUGCUGACACACUUGCUGAACAACUAAACUGCACCCCAGAUGAAGCUAAAGAAAAAAUUAAAAGCUUUAAAAGCUCUUUUCCCGAUGUUGCGUCCUGGCUUCGUGAAGCCGUGGCAUCUUGUCGUCAAAAGGGAUAUAUAGAAACCCUCAAGGGAAGAAAGCGCUUCUUGUCGAAAAUAAAAAUUGGAAACAGCGAAGAAAAAUCAAAAGCUCAAAGGCAAGCUGUGAAUUCUAUUUGUCAGGGAUCCGCUGCUGACAUAAUCAAAAUAGCAAUGAUAAAAUUGCAUUCCGUCAUCGUUGAAGGGGUUGACAGCCUAGAAUCUGGUUCUUCAAUUUUGACCAAGUUUCACAUGCUUAAAGGCCGCUGCCGAAUCCUUUUGCAGGUGCAUGAUGAAUUAGUGCUGGAAGUUGAUCCUUCAGUGAUAGAUGAAGCUGCAUUGCUGCUGCGAAUGAGCAUGGAAAAUGCCGUCUCCCUUCUAGUUCCUUUGCGUGUUAAGCUGAAUGUUGGAAAGACAUGGGGUUCUUUGAAGCCUUUCCAGGCUGAUCAACAAAUGGAGGAAGCUAUAUCAAAUGUUUAGAUCAGUAGGAGAUAUCCGGUUCUCUACUUCGAAUUGCAGUUAUAUCAAAUAUGAAUGGAAUAUGAUCAAGAUUUUAACUUGCUGGAGAUCUUCUGAUUCCGAUGUCUUCGAUUACAGGUUUAAGGAAAAUAUCUCUUAAAAGGGAAUUUUGGUUGAGUGGGGGUGCAAAUGGCAUAUAGGAAUGGUUACUGGCUCAACUUUAAGGACUUGGAAAGCCAAAUUCUAUGGGAUCGAUGAUGCAUAUGGUGACAGAUUGCUACUGCUUUGGCUUUUGCCAAAGGAACCAUGUAAGCGCUGGUUGUUUCUGAGUUGUGGUUGUGGCAUAGGAGACAACUUAUGCAUAAUUCUGCUUAUGGCACACUAUAGAGAUUUCACCUGCCAUGCUCUGCACCCUUAUCUGCUAUCAUCUACUUUUUGCGUCGGGUUUAUUUUUCUACCUUGGUAGAGAUCGUGUGAACCUUUCCCGAGCUUGGAAGUAGUAAAUCAUGUACUCUAGUGACGUUGCACAAUAUUUGUCCUCUCCUUGAUUGUGUUCUUCAUCAUCUCAGCUUCCAUUGAUCCAGGUUUCACUGAAAAUUUGUUCAAAUUUUUGGAAACUUUUGGGAAUGUGGCAAGGCAGAGAAGUUGAUAUUAUGUAUUUUCAGUGAAAUCAAAUCAUUGCUGCUCCGGAAUGCAUGCCAUUUUUCCAGAUUGAGAACAACUAUAUCUGGAUCAUCAAAGACUUGAGAUUUUGGGUCGCUCCGUGAUUGUAAAGAAAGGUUUCUGCUUCACCUUUGCCUCCAACUUUAAACAGUCAUGUCACACAAGGCAGCUCCUUUGCCUCCGGGGAUCACGUCAGUGUCACCUCUGGCUUUCAUUACCUGUUUUCACAUGAGCUACACGGUUCCCAUUGUUCAUAGAAGCGUCCCCAGGUUUAUCUUUUCCUAUGUCGACAUUUCAAAUCAAUCCUCUCUAAAUGGAGGGGUGGUUUGAACAAUAGAGGUGAGGUAGGUCAAGGUGGGUUUUUUCUUCUUCUUAAAAGGUAUAUCAAAGUAAUUUUGAUAUUUGUACGGUUUGCUCUACCUGUAUUUAUAUGUUCUUUUAAAAAGAUAAUAAAGUAACAAUUCAUUAUACAAUCUGAAAGUAAAAUAUAUAUUGAAAUGGA